UCUGCUACCACCAGGGUGCCUGUAAUUUUAACGAAGGCAGAAUUCUGAGUUUUGGGACGAGGUUUGACCAGGCUGGCUGGGGUGGGUGAGCUAGCAGAAAGCUUGGGAUGCUUGUUUAUUGCGCGGUGCCAUCCAGGUUCACGGUAAAUACGGUUGAAUGCUUGUCUUGGUCACAGCAGGCAAAAUGUGUGUGCUGUCGGUGUGGUGAACGAAUCAUUCCGGGCCGGAGGUCGCACGCCACACCAUGCUCCAACGGGCUUGUCAUUGUCCCGAGUGCUGUCUGCGUGUUGUUCAUUGUUGCGUGGGCGGUGGGCUUUGGAGUGGACGACGGCGAUGCUGGAACUUUGGAAGCUUGGGAAAGGUGCUCCACACCUGCAGUCCAGGGCCACCCACCAGCUGUCACUCACCUGCCAGCCCCAUCCUGGAGCCUCCCACCUCACACUCACAAUCCCCAAGCACAUGAUUGGCCCAUGCAGUCCCGCACCUGCUCAACGACGGCAUCGCCAAUCGCUGCAUCAAGCCUCAACGUCAAAGACGAAGCUAUCACGACCCGAUCGCAUUGACACCCACUGACGUCGCCGUCGUCGACAACAUCCGCCCAAUCCGCCGGCCGUGCCCCGCCUCCGCAGCACUCGACAGCACAAAC
Microdochium trichocladiopsis is the source of this 646-nucleotide messenger RNA. RefSeq lists its product as uncharacterized. The record is from RefSeq and is a predicted model, not a curated record. The transcript has a single exon. Bases 108 to 563 code for a protein of 151 amino acids. NCBI's taxonomy places the organism in Eukaryota, Fungi, Ascomycota, Sordariomycetes, Xylariales, Microdochiaceae.